AUGGAUUCAGCAUCUUCUAUAUCUGCUAAUGUUAAUAACAUUCCUGUGCUUAAUGGUACAAACUUCAAGAAAUGGAAGGAACGCGUUAUGAUUGUGCUCGGGUGCAUGGAUUUGGACUAUGCAUUAAGGGAGGAUCGCCUUGCAAACCUUACUAAUGCCAGCACUGCUAAGCAAAGCGCUACUGUGGAAAAAUGGGAGCGAUCAAAUCGCAUGAGUCUAAUGAUAAUGAAGCACUCAAUUCCAGAAGCAAUAAAUGGUGCAAUACCUGAAAAGUCUCGAGCCAAGACAUUCUUGGACCAGAUAGCAAACUGA
Molecule: messenger RNA, 312 nt
Organism: Vitis vinifera (wine grape)
Lineage: Eukaryota; Viridiplantae; Streptophyta; Magnoliopsida; Vitales; Vitaceae
Exons: 2
Coding region: 1-312 (103 amino acids)
Source: RefSeq, a predicted model, not a curated record